CAAGGCCUGGUAUCAUAGCAAGAUGCUGUCAGCAACUCCUUGAGGGCUUCGUAGCUCAGCUCGUAAUUGAAAGUCCAGCUUCGUGUGCAUUGUGCAGCUUGUUCGGAGAAACAUCGAACCUGCAUUUGGGCUCAAGCAUUUGCCUUGGCCAGUUCUGAGGUGAACUAAAACAUCGUUGACAUGAUUACCUGGAAGGAAAAGCCUCGGCGGUUUGUGGAGCCCCCCUUGGUGACCCACAUUGAAUGCACGGGCUUCAGCCAGGCCAUCGCGAAGGAAAGGAAGGCGGCCAAAAUUGAAAGUGAUGCCGCAGCUGAGCGAUUUGGGCCUGAAACGAUGGCACGCCCCAACGGGUAUUUAACAUUCUUCAAGAAGGACACAGGAAGUGCCUCCAAGGAACCGCGAUUCACAUAUGAUGCCGUGAAGGAUGAUUCGACCUAUGAUCCCUGUACUCCACGUGAUACAUGCCAUCCUCUUCAUACAGCCUCCGCUCGCAAAGCAUGCAAAGUGUCCUUGGCGACACGCUGGCAGCUUCGCAGCUCACAGGCUUAUGGCUGGCUCCCUCCAAUCGAUGAGCCAUCCUUCGGUUAUGGUCGAAGUGCUAUCUUCCUUGACAGCUCCAUGGACAAAUCUCAUCUGCAAAUCGGGGGUCCCUGGACAGCACGCUAAGCGUUCCUGUUCAAGUCAAGUUUCAUCCGAUGAUGGAUGGAUUCAUAGAAGAGCUAUGAAUCGUUCAAUUUUACCUUCCUUGGCACAAGAAAAAGCUGGGAUUGAUUUGGAAAGACGUACCUGGUUGCAAUGCCACAAGCCAAAGCGAGACCUUUUUGUUUGACGCCUUGAAGGCCCCACCACACAAAAAAAAACUCUAGGUAAGACUCGGACACCGAAAGAAAACGCCACGAUGCCGAAAGAACUGAAACCAAAGGACGGAACGCCGAUCGCUACUAGGAGCAAAGGGCAUCGCAACUAGGGGCUCCUGGCCCUACUACUAG
Durusdinium trenchii is the source of this 989-nucleotide messenger RNA. NCBI's taxonomy places the organism in Eukaryota, Dinophyceae, Suessiales, Symbiodiniaceae. The record is from the annotation of a GenBank genome assembly.